AUGAAAAUGAAAACGAGAAAAUUGUGUACCCGACAUUGGUUGGCAGCGUUUUGUGGAAUCGGACUAAUACUGUACUUCUGGUGGCUUAUAUCUAAAAUAACCUUGCUGGAAUCUCAGAACAAAGUAUUUAAGACACAAUUGAAAUAUUCACAAUAUAAUACUUUGGUGAAGAAGAUGUCCGUUGAUUCCGUGUCUACAUAUGAGGUUCCUGUGAUUCCAGAUGCAGUCGGUACUCUAUGUGAAACAGUACAUAUAGCACUCGUGUGUAUGGGCAAAUGUUCAAGACAGAUCACACCAAUGAUCAAGUCUUUGAUGCACCAUCGGCAGAACCCCAUACACUUCCAUUUUGUUGUGGAUACAAAUUCACAUAGAACUAUUAACACACUGUUUGAUACUUGGGACUUGCCUGAUGUGAAAUACUCAUGUUAUAACGCCGAAGGAUACUUAUCACAAGUUCAAUGGAUCCGCAACAGCCACUACUCCGGUAUUUAUGCGCUGGUAAAGCUCCUGUUCCCAGACAUACUACCUGACUCUCUCAGUCAGGCCAUAGUAUUGGAUUCUGAUCUGACUUUCCUGUGUGAUGUCGCUGAGCUGUGGGCCAUGUUUAGGAAUAUGACUGAUGACCAGUUUAUAGGCCUAGUGGAGAAUGAAAGCAGUUGGUAUUACACGAACAAACCAAACCGAUGGCCAGCAUUAGGCCGAGGUUACAACACAGGAGUAAUGCUACUAGAUCUCAAGAAAAUAAGGACUACUACAGACUGGACGAGGCUCUGGCGGGAUGCCGUCAACGACAACAUAAAAAGACUGAACCACACAACACUGGCUGACCAAGAUGUUAUCAAUGCCAUUAUUAAAAGCCAUCCUCGUUUUGUCUAUGAUAUGAGCUGUCAGUACAACGUACAAAUGUCGACUACGACUCUAGCUAAAAAUUGUUAUGGGGAAAAUAAGGAUAAUGUUAAGAUAAUACACUGGAACUCUCCAUUAAAAUACGGCGUGAAGAUCCGUGACGCUCAUUAUUUCCGCGACAUUCAUCAGUCGUACGUCAACUUCGACGGCUACCUCCUGAGGGAGAAGCUUCACAGGUGCACCUUUAUACAGCAUGUUACUGUCAAAAUGAACAACUCGGACCUAUGCACCAGUUUCCGCGCGGCCCAGCAAUUGAAACUCCGCACACAUCUCUACUUCAUGGACUAUAGCUACAAGAACAAUGACAGUUUCGAUGUGACGUUAGCUCUACAACUGUCUAUGGAUCGUCUACUGUUUCUUGAGAGACUCGUUAAUUACUGGGAAGGACCACUGAGUGUAGCUAUUUACUUAGCUGACUGUGAUGUGGGGAAGCUAUUGAACUUCAUAGAAAAUUGGUCUGAUACACUGCGAGACAGGAAGAAUAUCGGGUACCAUCUCGUGUUUAAACAUGAUCAAGUACACUACCCAGUAAACUACCUCCGUAACGUAGCGUUAGCCAACGUGAACACUCCGUACGUGUUCCUGAUGGACGUGGACUUCGUGCCCAUGGUGGACCUCUACUCGCACCUCAAGGCCGCCAUCAAACUCAUCAAUCCUUAUCCUCAGAAGAAGUGCCUAGUAGUAGCAGCGUUCGAGUCGCAGCGCUACCGUAGUUCAGUCCCGCGCAGUAAGGCGGCGCUACUGGCGCGCCUGGCCGCGCGGGAGCUGGCGCCCUUCCGGCAACACGAGUGGCCGCGCGGACACCGCCCCACCAACUACACGCGCUGGACCACUGCCAACGCUCCCUACGAGGUUGAAUGGCAGUCGGACUAUGAGCCGUAUUUAGUAGUGCACAGAUCUGUGCCUAAAUACGAUACCAGGUUCUCAGGCUUCGGUUGGAAUAAGGUAUCCCACAGCGUCGAGCUCCGCGCGCAAGGGUACCGCGCGGUGGUACUGCCGGGGGCCUUCGUCGUGCACACGCCACACGCGCCCUCGCAGGACAUCACCGCCUUCAGGGCGGACCCGCACUACCGCAUCUGCCUUGCCUUAUUGAAACAAGAAUUCAUGGAGGACCUCAAGAGUAAAUACAACAUCACAUUCAAAGAACCUUCGAAUUCAGACCCAAUGUACCUAGCACAAGCUAAGAGUUUAAUACUAAACCAAGCAGGAGAUCAGGACCUAAACUAA
This is a messenger RNA of Spodoptera littoralis (African cotton leafworm), 2133 nucleotides long. The record is from the annotation of a GenBank genome assembly. NCBI's taxonomy places the organism in Eukaryota, Metazoa, Arthropoda, Insecta, Lepidoptera, Noctuidae.